AUGCCAACCAAUCCAGAUCCAAAUGAGCUGCGCAAAUGGAAGAGAAAGAUUGAUACACUAUGUGCCAUCAUCGAAGACCAUUUUGCUUUUGCUUCUCAAUACACAAGUGAAUCAAACAAUAUUUCCCAGGUCAAGGUAAGACUUGAGGAAAUUAAUGAAUUUUCUGAGAAAUUUGAAGAAUAUCAAGCUGAGUUAGAAAUGUUAGAUGAGAAAAAGGAUGCUGACUGGAUCAAUGUUCGAAGAUCAUUCCGAAACCGAUUGUGUGAUGUUAAGGCUGCGUUACUCAAAAUCAUAGAUGAUCAUGUCAUCCAUCCAGACAAUGUAUCUAGUCCAUCAAUGAGCUCAGCCAGAUCUCAACAACAUUUAAAUACAUUCAACUCUAUGAGGUAUCCACCAUGUGCUUUUCCUACAUUCAGUGGUGAUUGGCAGCAGUGGUCAUCCUUUAUAGAUACAUUCAAUUCAAUGUUUCAUAAUGAGCAUUCAAACUUACCGCUAGUUCAACGCUUUCAUUACUUAAGGUCAUGCCUUGCAGGGCAGGCUAGUGAUGUUAUCAAAUCUAUUCCUACUACUGCAGAACACUUUCAAUAUGCUUAUGAUCUGUUGGUAAAUCGGUAUGAAAACAAGAGUGCUAUAAUCCAGUCACACAUUCGCUCACUACUCGAGACACCCAAGGUGGUCUCACCGUCUUGUAGUGAACUGCAAAAGCUGCAUCAUCAUGUCACAUCUAACAUCAAUGCCCUCAAGUCCUUGCAGCAACCAGUCGAACAGUGGGAUGCAUGGUUGGUCACUCUUUUAUGUAGUAAAAUGGAUAGUGCUACAGUAGGGGAGUGGUAUCUACAGUAUAAGAGUAAAGAUCUGCCUUCCUACGUGGCUGUAGAACAAUUUCUAGCUAACAGAAUAACAGCCUAUGAGGCAGGGGAUAUGAAUUGUCUGUCAAGUGAACCAAGAAAAAUGUCAACAAAAAGUUCAAAUAACAAAACAUAUGAAAAAAAGGCAUUGUUUGUAAAAUCUAAAGAAAAAGGUUUUGGCAAAUGUCCGUUAUGUACUGAGCAUCACAAAUUAUAUGCUUGCAGUAAAUUCAACAACAUGAGUACAAAUGAUAGAAGGAACUUUGUGAUGAAAUCAAGGCUUUGUUUCAACUGUCUCAACUUUGGCCAUCAAGUUUCUUCUUGUUAUUUUCCUCCAUGUCCUCGUUGUGGGGAAAAGCACAAUUCAAAGCUUCAUGAGGAACAAGCAAACACCAAUAAUCAAGAUGCUUCUAUCGCCAAUGAUGUUGACAGCCCUGAACCCCAUGCAACAGCUAUGUACACUGAAAUAUCAGCUCAGGAAACUGAAAAUCUAAAUGUUAUUUUAGCCACUGCCAUUGUCAAUGUAUGCGACACUUUUGGGCGCAUGCAUUCAUGCCGAGCUGUCCUGGACUCUGGUUCUCAACUAAAUUUCAUUACAAAUUCUUGUGCUAAAAGGCUUAACUUGUCUACUGCUUCGCAUACACUUAACAUUGUUGGAGUCUCUGCUAUGGCAUCAACAGCCAAACAACUCCAAGAUACGAUUAUGACCUCACGUUUUGGUGAUUUCAAGACAACUAUCAAGUUCUACUCUCUGCAGACUAUAGUCAGUGCCUUGCCUUCUCAGGUGCUCAUUCGGGACAACUUGAAAAUGCCUCAUAACAUACUCAACCAGUUGGCAGAUCCAAACUUCCAUAGUCCUGGUCCUAUAGAUGUGUUAUUAGGUGCUGAUAUAUUCUUUGAUGUACUUUAUGGUGAAAAGUUUCCAUUAUCAAAUUUAGCUUGCUUGCAUCGUACCAAGUUGGGAUGGAUAGUAACAGGCAAAAUCUCAACUUUGUCAACUCCUCAUACAUUACCAAACCUCAUGAUACAGAAUCAAUCUGCAUUAUCGUUCUUCACGUCAAAGACCAAUCAACGUAUUCUUGAAGAGUUCAAAGCCGAAGAGCAUUUUCAAUCAACUUUUCGUCGGCAUUGCAGUGGGAGAUUCAUAGUGAAGCUACCAAUGGCACAAGAUCCCAAGGUGCUUGGUGAUUCAUUAGACAUGGCUCAAAAAAGAUUUUUAAAUCUAGAGAGACGACUUCAAAAAGAUAAAGUACUCACUGAACAAUACGAUAAGUUCAUUGCUGAAUAUAUUGCCAUGGGUCAUAUGGAAUUAGCAUCACCGGCCAUUCAUAAGCCUACCCUUCCACAUAAUCAGAAGGAUCCAAACUUCAUGAUAAAUCUUACUGAAACUGAGGUGUUGAGCGCGUUGGGACUUCUUUGGCAACCAUCUAUAGAUAGCUUUCGGUUUGCAAUGAAAAACUGGAAUGCUCCUCAACACAUAAGUAAGCGCACACUCCUAUCAGAUAUAAAUAGUGUCUAUGAUCCGCUUGGACUAUUAUCAUCAGUGUUGAUUAAAGGCAAGAUUUUUAUCCAGCAAGUAUGGAGUCUUAAAGUAGGUUGGGAUGACAUUUUAUCAGAAGAGAUAAGAUCAAAAUGGUUAAAAUUUUAUUCAAGUUUGGUUGCACUCAAUGGAUUGAUUAUACCAAGACUAGCAUUACUACCUGAGUCAGACAGUUAUGAACUUCAUGGUUUCUGCGAUGCAUCCCAACAUGCCUACGGUGCUUGCAUUUACAUUCGAUCCAGUAAGCAAGAUGGUGAUGCUGAAGUUAAAUUGUUUACGGCUAGAUCUCGGGUUGCGCCAAUUAAAACCACCACUAUUCCCCGUCUGCAGUUGUGUGGCGCGUUAUUGCUGUCAGAGUUAGUAAACGAGAUUAAAGAUGAAUUUUCAAAUAUAAACAUUAAAUUGUCUACAGAAAACAUACACCUGUGGACAGAUUCAACUAUUGUUCUACCGUCAAAAUCAUUGAUUACCAAGCUAAUUUUUAAUUAUGAGCAUAUUCGGCUCAUGCAUGCAGGACCACAGGCAUUGCUUGCCCACGUAACACUGAACUAUUGGCCAAUCCGGGGAAGACAGAUUGCAGCACAAAUCGUCCGAAAAUGUGUAACCUGUUUCCGAGCGAGCCCUCAAUUUACUCCACCAUUAAUGGCGCCUCUGCCCAGCGUACGCGUUACUAUUGCUCGACCAUUUGCCAAUAGUGGAGUAGAUCUGUGUGGCCCAAUAUUCGUUCGCAGUGGGCUGAGAAAGGUAUCACCGACAAAAAGUUAUAUUUGUGUGUUUAUCUGCAUGGUUACUCGUGCCAUCCAUUUAGAAUUAGUGUCAUCACUGUCUACUGAAGAUUUUUUGGCUGCACUAUCUCGUUUUAUGUCACGGAGAGGUCAAUGUACGGACCUUCACAGCGACAACGGCACAAACUUUGUAGGUGCAGACCGUACACUCAAAACAUAUUUCAAGGCAACUGUAAACAGCAAUAAAGUACAUGAUUUUCUUACUAUGCGAGAAAUUAAGUGGCACUUUAUACCACCUGCUUCCCCACACUUUGGAGGGUUGUGGGAGAGUGCAGUCAAGUCAGCUAAAAAGCAUCUUCUUCGAGUGUCGAAGGGAGUGUUGCUAACAUUUGAUGAAACCAGAACUUUACUAUGUCAAAUUGAAGCUGCAUUAAACUCUCGGCCUCUAUCUCCACUUUCAUUAGAUCCCAACGACUUCAAUGCACUCACACCAGGGCACUUCUUAAUUGGUGGUCCACUCAUGCUACCACCUGAGCCCGAUGUAUCAUCCAUACCACAGAACCGCUUAAAACGAUAUUCACUUAUGAGGCAGCAAAUGCAGCUCUUCUGGAAGCGGUGGUCACAAGAAUAUUUGCCUCAACUCCACCGAAGAGGUAAAUGGACCAAGCCGAAUCGAAAUUUUUGUGUUGGUGAUCUUGCAGUCUUGCGUGACGACAACAUGCCACCCUUUAAAUGGCCAUUAGUCCGCGUAGCAGCAGUUCAUCCUGGGGCUGAUGGUGUUGUUAGGGCAGUGACCGUGCGAAAUUCCACUGGGUCUGAAUUUCGACGUCCAGCAAUCAAGUUAUCCCUACUACCCACCGAAAAGGAUCACGAUGAUGAAGAUUAG
Molecule: messenger RNA, 3999 nt
Organism: Macrosiphum euphorbiae (potato aphid)
Lineage: Eukaryota; Metazoa; Arthropoda; Insecta; Hemiptera; Aphididae
Source: the annotation of a GenBank genome assembly